AUGGAUAGUAUCAAACAGAGUAUAGAAGAAGUGACCGAAAAAAUGAAGAGCUUGACCGCUGAGCUUAACGCUUUUACGGCAGAAUCACGGCGAGCGGACACGACCACACCGGGGCCAGCAGCCCGACAAAAAAUAGAAAAAAUGAGUGCAGAGGUCGUUGAUUCAAACCCAUACAGUCGACUGAUGGCGCUGAAACGAAUGGGUAUCGUAAAAGAUUACGAGAAAAUCAGAGAAAAGACUGUUGCUGUCGUUGGAGUGGGCGGUGUUGGAAGUGUCGUUUCCGAAAUGCUCACCAGAUGCGCUGUGGGAAAACUCAUUCUUUUUGAUUACGAUAAGGUCGAGCUUGCAAAUAUGAAUCGAUUAUUCUAUCAGCCUCAUCAGUCAGGGCUCAGUAAAGUUGAAGCUGCAAAAGACACACUAAUUCACAUUAAUCCAGACGUUAUCAUUGAAACACAUAAUUAUAACAUUACAACUAUGGAUAACUUCAACAACUUUGUAGACCGUAUACGUCAUGGUUCUCUUACUGGUGGAAAAGUAGAUUUGGUUCUCAGUUGUGUCGAUAAUUUUGAAGCUAGGAUGACUGUUAAUACGGCUUGUAAUGAAGAAAACCAAGUGUGGAUGGAGUCAGGAGUGAGCGAAAAUGCUGUUUCUGGUCACAUUCAAUAUAUUGAACCCGGACGCACUGCCUGCUUUGCUUGCGUACCUCCGCUUGUGGUGGCGUCAAACAUUGAUGAGAAAACUUUGAAGAGGGAAGGCGUGUGCGCAGCGUCACUGCCAACGACAAUGGCCGUUGUUGCCGGUUUUUUGGUUCAAAAUACUCUCAAAUAUCUCCUGAAUUUUGGUGAGGUGUCCAUGUACGUGGGCUACAAUGCAUUGCAAGACUUCUUCCCCCGACAGGAAAUGAAACCAAACGACCAAUGCGAUGAUCGGUUUUGCAGACAAAGACAAAAAGAAUAUCAGGCGAAGAAGGCUGCUGAAACCAAAGUCGAUAUUCCAAUAGAUGAAAAGGAGGAAGAAGUUGUGCAUGAGGAAAACGAUUGGGGAAUUGAGCUCGUUGAUGAAUCUAAGGUUGAAGAAUCAAAAACCAAUGUCGGGCAUGGUCUUCGGUAUGCCUAUGAACUCCCGAAAGAAGCUGAAACUGCGAGCGAACCCAACGAGCAAUCAUCGGAGACAUCAAAACAGGACCUAGCUUCGCUUAUGUCUCAGCUGAAGGGGCUAUAG
Necator americanus (New World hookworm) is the source of this 1221-nucleotide messenger RNA. RefSeq lists its product as uncharacterized. Gene Ontology annotation, molecular function: UFM1 activating enzyme activity. The transcript is spliced from 11 exons. NCBI's taxonomy places the organism in Eukaryota, Metazoa, Nematoda, Chromadorea, Rhabditida, Ancylostomatidae. Bases 1 to 1221 code for a protein of 406 amino acids. The record is from RefSeq and is a predicted model, not a curated record. Gene Ontology annotation, cellular component: cytoplasm; cytosol. Gene Ontology annotation, biological process: protein ufmylation.